GUAGGCUGGGUCUGUCUAAAAGUGAUGAUUACGGCUGGGGAAUAUUUUACAGCCUGGAACGUUAUUUUAAGAUGAAUGUGCCUUGACAAAUUCGCAACUGCAUCAUAUGACGAACGACGACGUUCUAGCUAAAAAACACAAAUGUAUUGUAUACUGUACGACUAAGAUGAGUCAGUUAAAGAAUAUGGGUACAUCAGAUUUUGUCUACAGUAAUCAUCGCAUAGACUACAUCAAUACAUCCAAACAUCAUGUCACUACUUCACAACCUGUGCAGGAACACCAAUCAAUAUGGGUUAAAUUGAAGAUCUUGCUCUCGCAACUUUUCACUGAUAAAGGCAACUUUAGCCUCUUAACAACCCUAUCAAUUCUGGUUAUUGGGAUUAUAAUUGUCAUACCAUCUGAUGGUGCAUUAAGAGAGGCUGGCAAGUUCUUUCUAUCAUGUGGUAUAUUUGGAUUUUCUGCUGGAUUUACAAACUCUCUGGCCAUUCAGAUGUUAUUUAUCAAAAUACCUUUCCUGUAUGGUAGUGGGGUGAUUCCAAGCCAGUAUAAAGAAACAAAGUAUCAAAUUAAGAAAUUAUUGAUGGAUGCAUUUGCAAGUGAAUCUGUUCUUAUUAGUCUUGCUGAUGCUGUGCAAGGCUUCUCAGGAUCUACUGAAUUAGAGAAGACAAAUGCCAUGUUGGAUGAAAAAUUAUUAGAAUUGGAUGAGAAAUAUGAUAAAUGGCUAAAUACUGCUGGAUUGGACAAACCAACCACCAAAUUGUUACUGAAAAUGUUAAUUUAUGAAUGUAGAGAUGAAAUGAUAACCAAUAUCAAAUUAUCAUAUCCAGAAAUAUCAAAGGAGUCUAACAUUGGUCAGCUGCAGCACAUGAUGACAGACAUCAUUGAAAGCAGAAUGGAAGUCCUAACUGAGAAGAAACUUACUGACAUUACACGGCAUGUUAUCAAACAGCAUCUUGGUUGGGUUGUGUUGUGGGGUUGUUUUAUUGGAGGGAUCAUUGGGUUGGCAUGUCAAGCUGCUGGAAUAUCACCAAAUUAUUAACUCUGCUUAGCGGAUAAAUUAAAGUUGCACUUCAAGAUCAUUGGCUUUAUUGGGACUAUUAUAUGAAAUAUGUAAUUGCAUGAAUAUGCUUUUGUGGAUUGCCCGGAUUAACCCUUAUAUUAACAGUAAUAACUAGUAAUAACAGAAGUGAAUUCUUUUUAAAUCAAAUGAAAUUUGAAUAAACCAUCCAAUGGGAAGCUGAAAUGAUUGCCAGCAUUAGGAUGUUCUUAUUUCUUCAAUUCAUGCAAAUUCAGGCUAUCAAAAAUGUUCACAUAAUAGUCCCAAUUAUGCUUUGAGUUAGUCUGAGACUGUGUACAACUUUAAAUAUGAUUACAUUCAGUAAUUGAUAAGGCAAUUUGUUUGGAGGGUAGAUAUUGUAAAUCACUCCUAAUUAAUUGAUUAGCUACUUGUUUACUUAUAUGGUAUCAUUUCCUAGCAAUAUGUACUUACUGUAAAAUGGAAAGAAACACUGCACAUAUUUAACUCUAUUUAUAUCUAUCGUAACUACAGUGCAAUAUUAGUUAUUGUAAGUCUUAUCAAAUAAAUGUAAAAAAGCAAUAUGUUCAAAGCAGUAAAAAUUUAAAUAAAUAAAUAAAUUGCCAUUAUUAUAUUGAUAUUAGAUUGUAUAAAUAGUAUCAUCUACUACUACUUGGUAACUGUAUAUUGUGAUCUUGAAUUGAGAAAGCCAAUAUUAAGUUAAAGUAAUAUUUAUACAUGGAUAGUAUGCAUUUGUGUAAUUUACUAUCAGAUGAUCAAUACAAAAUCUUUAAAAGUUUCUAAUCAUUG
Molecule: messenger RNA, 1825 nt
Organism: Saccoglossus kowalevskii
Lineage: Eukaryota; Metazoa; Hemichordata; Enteropneusta; Harrimaniidae
Source: RefSeq, a predicted model, not a curated record